AUGAUUGUACCGGGAUGUCAAGCUGCUGCUUGCCCACUUGCCCAUGGGGCCGACCCGAAUGCUGUGGCGUCCCUAGCAGAAAUGAAUUCGAUGCUUCAUUUAGCAUGCCUACAUUAUCAACCCAAAAUUGUGCAGGCAUUGCUCGAAGCGGGAGGAGACCCCAAUGCAAAAGACGUUAGCGGCCGCACCCCCUGGCGUAUGCUAUUCGAACGAUACAAGCCGAAGUCAAGUGAUCGGGAUACUCUGCUUGAUGUUCUUCUUGCAGACUCAAGAGUCAAUAUUGAUGAGCGAGACAAUGAUGGUCGUACGCUACUGGGAAUUGCUGCAAGUUGUAGAUGCAAGGUAUCGGUCGUUCUGAAAUUCGCUAAGAAGGUUGUUCGCAUGCCAGACGAGGUCGAUAUCAAUUCUCAAGACAACCAGGGGAUAACACCGCUUUGUCGCUCCAUCGCUAUCAACAAUUAUGAUAUAACUCGUCUCAUCCCAGCGCAGAACAGGCUUGAUCCCAAUCUCGGACCAAGGGAUGCUUUUCCAUUAUUGAUUGCUGUUGGUCUUAAUCAGCAACAGACAGUGGAACAUUUGCUAGAUUCGAAGCGACUCGACGUCAACAAGCAAACUAGCCAAGGGAAAACUGCUCUGUCAAAAGCCCUUAAUGUGGGCAAUAGGGAAGUCAUCAAGAUGCUUGCUAAAGCUGGUGCCAAUCCGGAUAUUGGAAUGAGCGAGGGGAAAACACCUCGGCAGCAGGCGUUGGCAGCAGGUAUUCGUGUCAAAUGGAAGACUCGCCCGGUAUAA
Penicillium concentricum is the source of this 789-nucleotide messenger RNA. RefSeq names its product ankyrin repeat domain-containing protein. Gene Ontology annotation, biological process: regulation of barbed-end actin filament capping. Gene Ontology annotation, cellular component: nucleus; cytoplasm. The coding region runs from base 1 to 789 and encodes 262 amino acids. The record is from RefSeq and is a predicted model, not a curated record. Gene Ontology annotation, molecular function: protein binding. The transcript has a single exon. NCBI's taxonomy places the organism in Eukaryota, Fungi, Ascomycota, Eurotiomycetes, Eurotiales, Aspergillaceae.